Molecule: messenger RNA, 1695 nt
Organism: Fomitiporia mediterranea MF3/22
Lineage: Eukaryota; Fungi; Basidiomycota; Agaricomycetes; Hymenochaetales; Hymenochaetaceae
Exons: 6
Coding region: 164-1402 (412 amino acids)
Source: RefSeq, a predicted model, not a curated record
UCCGCCUUUCCCUCUUCGCACUUUCCUCAGCUCGAUCAGUGAUCAGCUCAUUUGUUUCCGCUGUGCGGCUCCUCGUUCUCUCAUCUCUACCUUCGUUUUCGAGACGGAUCUUUGUUCUACUACCACUUCACUAUAUUUGAACUCAAGUAGAUAGUUGCUCGCUAUGCGCGUCUCUAUUGCUCUCGUGUCUCUUGUCUUCGCAUUAGCUGGUUCAGCAGUCGCUGCCCCGCAGCCGGCCGCGUUUGCUCUAGAGGCCAGGAAUGGCAACAAGUCUAACGCACAAAAUGGAGACGCCAACGGUAAUGCGAAUGGGAAUGCCGACAACGGAAACUCCAAUACUAAUGGGAAUGGCAAUGCGAAUGGAAAUGCUGCAGCUACGACGGUGACCGUAUGCGCUGCGACUGAUUCUGCAGCAGCCACCGACACUGCUGCAGCUACGGAUACCGCAGUAGCUACUGCUACUGACUCGGCAGCUGCAACUGACACUGCUGCUGUGACAGAUACUGCUGUCGCUACUGAUGCUGCAGCUACUGCUACUGCCACCGACGCCACCGCUACUGCGACUGACGCUGCGACAUCCAAGAAAGCUAAGAAACUGGCAAAGAACAAGAACGCCGACGCAAAUGGUAACGCAAACGGUAACGGAGGUGCAGACGCGAAUGCCACUGCUACAGAUGCUGCUUCGACUGUAACUGUCACAGUGGACUGUGGUGCUGGUGCUACUGCUACUGCUACGGACGCUGCUGCUACGGCAACUGCUACCGACGUUAGUGGUGCAGGCAACGUAACAAGCGGUGAUGCAAACGCGAAUUCUACCGAUGGAGCUACUGGCGGCGCUAUAACCGCAGACUCGACUGUCGGGGACCUCCUGACCUCUCUUGGCCUGGAUGACACCUCUUCUGUGACGGAUCUCCUCAACGGAUUGCAGGGACUUGCUAAUGGCGGUAACGCUGCGGGUAAUGCUGCGGGUAACGCUACUGGUAAUGCCUCUGGUGAUGCGACUGGUAACGCUACUGGUGAUGCGACUGGUAACGCUACUGGUGAUGCCAAUGGUAAUGCUUCUGGUGAUGCGACUGGUAACGCUACUGGUGAUGCCAAUGGUAAUGCUUCUGGUGAUGCGACUGGUAACGCUACUGGUGAUGCCAAUGGUAAUGCUUCUGGUGAUGCCAAUGGCAAUGCCUCUGGUGAUGCUACUGGUAACGCCUCUGGUGACGCAACUGGUAAUGCUGGUGGCAAUGCAGCUGGAAACGGAAAUGCCAAUGGAAAUGCUGCUUCAGGUAAUAACGCCAAGAACGGUGGUGGUAACACAAAGACCGUCAUUGUUACAUCGAAUCAGAAGUCUGGAUCUCCAAUCGGCUUCCGUCGUAGUGCAAACUUCAGGCGUCUCCCUGUCGAGUACUAAAAAACUCGCGGCCCUUCGUAAUUUCCCCCUCCCCUGCGCCUGUUUCCGCCGGACGCGAUUCAGUCUUCCCCAUUCUCCUCGUAUUGUACUCCAUGUUUCAUGCACCAUCCCAUUUCGUGAAUUCUUAACUGAAUUUCGCAAUCUGGGUGUCCCAUAUCCCAUCUCCGGACAUUGAUUCCCGUUUCAUCUUGGACAUUGGACAAUAGCGUACUAUCACAUUUGUCUAAAUGUCUAUCCGCCUCUUUCGUCAUUCCGUGUAGCUAGUAUAAGUGGCAGUGGAAUAAAAGCGUCUC